Molecule: messenger RNA, 597 nt
Organism: Daldinia caldariorum
Lineage: Eukaryota; Fungi; Ascomycota; Sordariomycetes; Xylariales; Hypoxylaceae
Product: ribosomal L29e protein family-domain-containing protein
Exons: 5
Coding region: 318-515 (65 amino acids)
Biological process (GO): cytoplasmic translation
Cellular component (GO): ribosome; cytosolic large ribosomal subunit
Molecular function (GO): structural constituent of ribosome
Source: RefSeq, a predicted model, not a curated record
CAAAUUCUUAGAGAAAUAUCAUAAUCGAAUGGAACAAAAGCACCGACGAAUUAUACAUAUUAGGUAGUCUCAGAGACAUACCUUGACUUGAAGACUUAAAGUCUUCUACACCCGUCUUUAAUACGGCUAUUUGUGAGGUAAUCUCUAAUUCGGGUUUUAUGUAAAUAUCCAUGUAUAUGAAUUUAUUAGAAAGGAAUACUUAGGUACCUCACAUGGUAAUCGCAGACGCACCAACUGAACUUGCAUCUUUUCACUGACAACAUCAACCUUCGUCGACUACUCGUGUUUCCCCAAACAAACCGACCAAUACAGUCACAAUGGCGAAGUCCAAGAACUCGUCUCAGCACAACCAGUCGCGCAAGGCUCACCGUAACGGUAUCAAGAAGCCAAAGACCAACCGAUACCCUUCUCUUAAGGGAACCGACCCCAAGUUCCGAAGAAACCACCGACAUGCUCUUCACGGCACCAUGAGGGCUCUGAAGGAGCUGAAGGAGGGCAAGCGAGAGACGGCAUAAAUUGGUGGAUAAAUGGGUUUCCGAGACACGACGUCGCGAAUGCGCAUCAGGGCACGAUUUGGGGUCAUUCAGGCAUGAUCAA